AUGAAUGCGAUUGUCUCGCUCGUUCACUUUUGCGAAGUUGACGGACCGAGCGUGAUAUUUUGUACACAGGCCUUUCAUAAAAAAGUGGUGGAAGACUGUAUUGACGGCCUCUCUAUAAGCAGCGGAGAAUUUUUUCCGGAUCGAUCCCACACCGAAAAUCACAAAGAAGAUGGCACUCAGACGAACAGAAAGGACUUCACAACAAACGUUGGCAGGCCCGCACCUGUCUCAUGUGCGUCCUGUUCGUUCUCCUUACCUUCAUCGGGUGACCCGAAAGCACAAAACUCCUCGGAGAUAAAAGGUUUCAGAACAGACGACGACGAAAAUCCAAUGGUCGUAUACAUAGGCUCUAGGUAUCCACAACAUCCUCAGUUAUAUGCCGCAGUGAGACAAGCAUGUGUGAGAAGGUAA
This is a messenger RNA of Acaulospora colombiana, 411 nucleotides long. The record is from the annotation of a GenBank genome assembly. NCBI's taxonomy places the organism in Eukaryota, Fungi, Glomeromycota, Glomeromycetes, Diversisporales, Acaulosporaceae.